CGACGGUGGUGUCGGCUGCUGUUCUUGGCGUUUUUGUAUUAUCGACGAGAGACUCUGAGUUGUUUGACGACUAUAGAAUAACUCUGUUUUGUAAAAAAUUUAAUCGAAUGUUGUAAAAUACAAAUCGAGCCACGACGAACGAAUAAUCGAAAAAAAUGGCUGAGACCGCGGAAUUCGGGCCAAGAAAAACGAUUUUCAUUCUAGCGAUCGUCGCUGGAUGUUUUGCCGUUCUUUGGCCAAAGAUCUUCUACCCUAUGCUCACCGCAUCUGUCAUCUCGAAUCCUGCACCAUCCGAUGGUUCUAGUCUAAUGUUUCAAUUGACAGCGUGCUGCGAUGUAAUAUUCGAAAGUGACAUAAAUGCAGUUGACAUAAUGCAAGUGAUGUGUCAAAACAUCAUUAGACAUCAUCAGGUAGAUCCCAGAGUGAAAGAUGUAUUGAAGACAGAGAAUCUCACUCCUCAAAGCGCCAGUUUAUGCCGAGAAGAAGUGCUGGCAAGAUGUGGUAUAGACUUGUCUUCUUUCCUUGCGGAAAGAGAAAGUCUUGGAAAAACAUACAAGCAAGUUUUGGAAGAAAUUAGGUCUUUCAACAGUUCACUCUGCCUCAAAAACAAUUUUGGAGUACCACUGUCACAGCUUGGAACACCACACCUUAUUAGAUACCACAUCCUGAUGCCGCACAGUACGAUCAGACAAGAACGUCAAACACCACCUCAUGCUGGAGGACUUCAUCCUGCUAUGAGAGAACGUGGAAGAGCUAUUCCCUCAUCCCAUAUUGUUCCAAAAGUGAAAGAUAGACUGGACCAUGUCACCAUCCCAAAAAUGAGACCACCAAUGGGUGGGGCUGGACACGUUGUACCACCACCAAAAGGAAAUGGGACAAUGGGGAUUAUCAUGCCACUUUAUACAUUGGGUAUUGUCCUAUUCUUCCUCUACACUAUCGUCAAGGUAUUACGAAAAAAUACAGACAGUGAUAUAACGAACGAGUAUCCGGGAUCGGCUGCUGAAUCUGAAUUUAGGAAAAUGGUGUUCAGUCCGGAAACUUUAACAAGCGCUGUAACAGGGACCCUAUAUCGGCAGAAAAAAAAAAGAUCCCCAUCACCCCUGAGACCUGCACCAACGUUAGAGGAACUGAAAGAUCAGGCAGCAGGGGACAUAGAGAUAGAUCAGCUGAGGCAACGGCUGGUCGAGACUGAAGCAGCGAUGGAAAGAAUUGUUGCUCAAAUGGGAAAUUUGUCGCGUUCUGUAACGCAUAGUCCGAGCCCACAGCCAAAGGCCAAGGAAACUCCCUCGAGUAAGCAGAUUGAAUUUGAAGAAGGAGGAAAGAUAGAAGACAUGGAAGAUUCAUCACCUACUGUCAAAGUCGUUGGUAUGGAAAUGACAACUAGUUGUGAAAGUGGACAAAAAUGGAGUCGGCCAAAUACUCCAGUUGUUUCAACAACGCACAGUCAUGCUGAGCGGGAAAAAACCCCUCCAAAGCCCAUCUAUCUGGAAGGAGCACUACCGGCCCAGUGCGAGCUGCUGGUGACAGAUUCUGAAACGCAAGCUGAACAAUCCGUCACUGACGUAGAAUCGCCAGUAGUUCUCUCAGGAAAAAUGACUCUAUCUCUCAUCAGUCUCGACCAGAUUUCAUCUAAUUCUGAAUCUAAUGAUAAAGUUAAAGUAAAUGGAGUCAACGGUAUGGCAUACGAUACUGACACUGAGCAGGCAAAUAGUGAACAGGAAGCUGAUAAUGCUGGAGAAAACAAAGUACUUGGGAAGAAAGAACAGGAAGAAGAGGAAGAGAAAGAAGUUGAAUAUGAGGAAAAUGGGAAAGUGGUUGACACAGCAAAAGAAAUAAGAGUAGAGGUAAAUGGAGAAAACAAUGCAGAAAGUGAAAAAGAAGAAGAAGAGGACGAAGAAGAAGAAGAAGAAGUAGAGGAGGAGGAAGAAAUAGAAGAAGAAGAUGAAGAAGAAGAAGAAGAAGAAGAAGAAGAAGAAGAAGAAAAAGAAGAAGAAGAAGGAGAAGAAGAAGAAGAAGAAAAAGAAGAAGAGGAAACGGAAACGGAAGAAGAAAAAGAGAAAAAUAAAGACCAAAAAGACAAGGUCAUAGAGAAACACCGAGAUGCGAAACUAAAAAUGUUCGCCGAGUAAGCUUACAAUUAGCUUGUCUCUCAUCUAAGCAAUUUGGUAUCCAAAGCUGGUACUCUAGAUUUAUGAGGCCCUAAUGAGGAUAUAAAUAAUAAGUUUUUAUAAACUACAGUAGUUAGUAAACGAAAUUUAAAAUAUAGACUACACUUCUCAUGUUUCAAAAAUUGCUACCUACAUUAACACACUUUUAUUAGUACUGUAUGAUGCGCAGGCCUCGCUUUUGGUAAAUAGGACGCAUUGAUUGUCAAAUUAUGAUUUACAACUCUUGCGACUUUGUUAGAUUGGAAACGUUUCGUUCGGAAUAUAUAAUAAAAAGUUAUUUUGACUAGAAUCUUUGCCGAUUACUGCAAGCGAUGAUAUAACAAUUAUUCUUCGCAAAUUGUAACAUUUCUGGCCAGAAUUAUCAAAACAUGAAUCCGGGAGGAAAUAUAAAUAGAUAUUCAAACAUUCAAACUUCGAGCUCCUUGAUUACAAUCAGUACUACUAAAAAUCCUAUUCUGAUCCACGAUUACAAUUAAUAUCCAUAUUUUUGAUAUUAUAUAUGAGAAGACACCGUUAUAUUGAUUUGAAAAAUAGUAAAAUUUCAUUCACGACGUACUUAUUUAGAUAUUUCACAGGGAGCCAAUAAAAAGCAGAUCAUCGUUUCAGAACAUAAAUAAAUAGCUGUUGAUUCAUUUGAAGCAUUUUGACGUGUUGAUCAUUGUUAUCAUAUUAUUUAUAACACUAAUUAUUUGUUUUCUCGUAAUUGCUGGCAAUAUAUAAUAAAAAGUAUUAAUCAAACGUAUCUAUUAAAUCAGAAAAUUAUAUGUAUACAUUUCUAGCUAUUGAGACCGUUUAAUAAAAACCACUCUGCCACUGUUC
Molecule: messenger RNA, 2987 nt
Organism: Athalia rosae (coleseed sawfly)
Lineage: Eukaryota; Metazoa; Arthropoda; Insecta; Hymenoptera; Athaliidae
Gene: RIC-3
Product: glutamic acid-rich protein
Exons: 8
Coding region: 156-2129 (657 amino acids)
Biological process (GO): synaptic transmission, cholinergic; protein localization to cell surface
Cellular component (GO): neuron projection; intracellular membrane-bounded organelle; neuronal cell body
Source: RefSeq, a predicted model, not a curated record